Messenger RNA from Triticum urartu, 1383 nucleotides. RefSeq names its product ATP-dependent zinc metalloprotease FTSH 1, chloroplastic. The record is from RefSeq and is a predicted model, not a curated record. Gene Ontology annotation, cellular component: chloroplast thylakoid membrane. NCBI's taxonomy places the organism in Eukaryota, Viridiplantae, Streptophyta, Magnoliopsida, Poales, Poaceae. Gene Ontology annotation, molecular function: ATP hydrolysis activity; metalloendopeptidase activity; ATP binding. Gene Ontology annotation, biological process: proteolysis.
GGCCGGGGUGCCCUUCUUCUCCUGCGCCGCGUCUGAGUUCGUCGAGCUCUUCGUCGGCGUCGGCGCGUCCAGGGUGAGGGACCUCUUCGAGAAGGCCAAGGCCAAGGCGCCCUGCAUCGUCUUCAUCGAUGAGAUUGACGCCGUCGGGAGGCAGCGUGGUGCUGGAAUGGGUGGGGGGAACGAUGAGAGGGAGCAGACCAUUAACCAGCUGCUCACGGAGAUGGACGGCUUCUCCGGAAACAGCGGUGUCAUCGUGCUCGCCGCGACCAACAGGCCGGAUGUGCUCGACUCGGCGCUUCUGCGGCCAGGGCGGUUUGAUCGGCAGGUCACCGUCGACCGUCCGGAUGUCGCCGGCCGUGUCAGGAUCCUUGAGGUUCACUCCAGAGGAAAGGCAUUGGCGAAGGAUGUAGACUUUGAUAAGGUUGCCAGAAGGACACCUGGUUUCACCGGUGCUGAUCUUCAGAACUUGAUGAAUGAGGCUGCCAUCCUUGCCGCUCGUCGUGAUCUUAAGGAGAUAAGCAAGGACGAGAUAUCUGAUGCUCUGGAGAGGAUCAUUGCUGGGCCUGAGAAGAAGAAUGCAGUUGUUUCAGAACAGAAGAGGAAGCUUGUGGCUUACCAUGAGGCUGGACAUGCCCUCGUCGGUGCCCUGAUGCCUGAAUAUGACCCUGUUGCCAAGAUUUCCAUCAUUCCUCGCGGUCAAGCUGGUGGGCUCACGUUCUUUGCUCCAAGCGAAGAGAGGCUUGAGUCUGGACUGUACAGCAGGAGCUACCUAGAGAACCAAAUGGCUGUGGCACUUGGUGGCAGGGUUGCCGAGGAGGUGAUCUUUGGCCAAGACAAUGUGACAACUGGGGCAUCCAGCGACUUCAUGCAGGUCUCACGUGUCGCCAGACAAAUGGUUGAAAGAUUUGGGUUCAGCAAGAAGAUUGGGCAAGUUGCGAUUGGGUCAUCUGGUGGAAACCCUUUCUUGGGCCAGCAGAUGUCGAGCCAGAAGGACUACUCGAUGGCCACGGCGGACAUCGUAGAUGCCGAGGUCAGGGAACUCGUGGAGACGGCCUACUCGCGGGCGACGCAGAUCAUCAACACCCACAUCGACAUCCUACACAGGCUCGCCAACCUCCUGAUCGAGAAGGAGACCGUGGACGGGGAGGAGUUCAUGAGCCUCUUCAUCGACGGGCAGGCAGAGCUGUUCGUCGCAUAAGUCGACUUGUCGUGCGUGCCCUGUAUGUUUUUCGGUGAUUAUACGAGGGUCCAGCUUGUAGGAACCACAUUGAUCUAGUAAAAAAAAAUGUUCUUUUCGCAAACAUGUUUGUAUAGUUCCUUGUAAAAAAUGCCUGUACUGACACUGAGCGCGUCAAUUAAUACAGAUCGUUGCUAGUUUUUGCC